Phaedon cochleariae (mustard beetle) is the source of this 3153-nucleotide messenger RNA. NCBI's taxonomy places the organism in Eukaryota, Metazoa, Arthropoda, Insecta, Coleoptera, Chrysomelidae. The record is from the annotation of a GenBank genome assembly.
AUGUUGUACCUAUACCAAACUUUGCCUAUUCAUUCCAUUCGUACUUUUGAAGUGCCACUUAUUAAUCUGUUGAAAUAAUAUUUCGAGUGUAAUUUAUUUAUCGAUCAAAUAAAUUUGUAUCACAUAAAAAAUUAGAUAAAAGAGAGCGUUCCUCACUGAUGAAAUCUCACAGAUAAGCCAAGAAUAAUAAUAAAACCAAGUCCACAGAUUAGUUUAUAGAAAAUCAAAUUAGCACCAUAUAAAUAUCGAGGUGUACGAGGACGUCAUCCCAUUUUAACCAUUCGCCUUUUUUUUGUAUAUCACUUGAUGUUUAUUGAGGUAGAGACCACUGAGAGUGAAAUUUGAACAUUUUUCUGAUCCAGGAAUGUAAAUAUCGCACUAUUUAAAAUAUACGGGUCAGUGAUCAAUAUACUGUGACAAUAAAAAUCGUUCCGUUCAUUGAAUGACUUUGAAAUACCAUUAGAGCAAUUAUUAAUAAUAUUGUGCUAAAUUAUUUCAAUCCCUUCAAAUAUGACCAAGGAAAAAGAAAUACUGGAACUUGAAUUGAAUGGUAUUAUGAAAGAUGACAGCAUCUCGCCGGUACAGAUUGAGAGACCUGUUUACCAAAUAGAAGAUUUGAACAGAGAUCAUCUUUAUGAAAAACCGUAUUCCACAUUGAAACAAAAACUCAAGAAAACUUGUGGUUCAAUCAAACCAUUCUCGUUUUUGAAACAAACGAUACCUGUUUUAUCAUGGUUACCUGAAUAUAACUGGAAACGGAGCAUUUUUGGCGAUGCGGUUAGCGGGUUCACUGUUGCCAUCAUGCAUAUACCUCAGGGAAUGGCAUAUGGUUUGCUAGGUGGUGUUCCACCAGUAGUUGGAAUCUAUAUGGCAUUCUUUCCCGUUUUAAUUUAUUUCAUUUUUGGUACUUCGAGGCAUGUAUCAAUGGGAACUUUUGCCAUUGUAUGUUUGAUGACGGGGAAAGUAGUGAAUCAAUAUACAACAAUAGAAAUAAUGCAAAAUGGAACUUACCGAUCUCUAUUGUCAGAAGACGAUGCAAAAAAUGAACCAUCUUAUACUAACAUUCAAAUUGCCAUGACAGUUACAUUUACUGUAGCCCUAAUCCAGUUAGCUAUGUAUGUUUUAAGACUUGGCCUGGUCUCGCAACUGUUGUCUGAAACCCUGGUGAACGGUUUCACGUGCGCCUCUGCUUUCCAUGUGGUCGGUUCCCAAAUGAAGGAUCUCCUGGGAUUGGAAAUGAAGAAACGAAGAGGAAACUUCAGUUUUGUGUAUACGAUUUAUGAUUCCAUAAUGGCAAUUCCUAAUGCCAACACUAGAGCCAUAUUAGUAUCCGUUAUAGCCUGCAUUAUUUUGUCAAUAAAUAAUGAAAUAUUGAAGCCUCGCCUGGCCAAAAAAACUUCAAUUCCGUUUCCUAUUGAACUAGUGGCUGUUGUGAUUGGUACAACUGCAAGUUAUUUCAUGGAUUUCACGAAGAAUUAUGGGAUAACUGUUGUAGGACACCUACCAACAGGUUUUCCUGCACCUACUUUACCUGCUUUUGAACUCAUUCCCGACAUCUUCGUGGACGCCUUUAUCAUCACGAUGGUGUCCUACACUAUCACCAUGUCGAUGGCACUGAUUUUCGCUAGGAAGCUCAUGUAUGAAGUCGACUCGAAUCAGGAACUUUUGGCACUGGGCCUGAGUAACACCAUGGGCUCGUUCUUCUCUUGCAUGCCAGUGACAGCUUCUCUCUCGAGAUCGAUGAUCCAGCAGGCCGUGGGUGGCGUUACUCAGCUGGCGUCUGUCAUUUCUUGCAUCAUCCUGUCGGUGGUGCUUUUAUGGAUCGGACCUUUCUUCGAAACAUUACCGAGGUGCAUUUUAGCCAGCAUCAUCGUGGUAGCCCUGAAGGGCAUGCUGCUCCAGUGCACGGCAGUGGUCAGGUACUGGCGCCUUAGCCGAUGGGACGGCAUCACGUGGAUAGUGACAUUCGCCACCACCCUCUUCGUCCAGAUCAGCUACGGGCUGGCGGCGGGGGUGGCCGUUUCUCUGCUUAGCAUAUUCGUGCAGGGGUACAAGCCCUAUACUUGCCUGUUGGGGGCGGUGCCCAAUACGGAUUUGUACUUGGACAUCAAAAGAUACAAGGGGGCAAAAGAAAUUGAUGGAGUGAAAAUCUUCCACUACUCUGGCGGUUUGAGUUUCGCCUCUCGUUCGAGUUUCAAAGAUUUGCUUGUGAGAAAGACCGGUCUAGAUGCCGCCGAAAUUCUCAGGAAGCGAGCCAAAUUGGCCGAAAAGGAAUUCCAAAACGACGAGGAAUUCUUGACCAAGUGCAUCAUGCUGGAUUUUUCUAGUCUGACGUUCGUGGACCCAUCUGGGGUUGACUUUUUGCGAGGGCUUCAAGCAGAUUAUGCCAAAUUGAAUAUUUCAAUGUACAUUACGGGGUGUUCAGGUCCAGUAUAUGAAGUGAUAAAAAAGUGUGAUAAGGUUGAACGUAAGGAUAAUAAAUUUGUUAUUUUUCCUACCGUACAUGAUGCAGUAUUAUUCGCACAGAAUGCAAUACUGGAGAAGAAAGAUAUUUAAGUUUGAUUUGAGGAAGUUUAGUGUGAUUUUUUUCCAUUUCAUUAUGUAGCAAUAUGACAAAAAGAAGUUUAAAUAAUUACGUAUUGAUGUGCCUUUUAGCUUUACACUAAAUGUAGGUAUCUAUCAUUUUUCAUGAAAAAAUUAAGAAUAGUAGCAGAUAUAUUAUACCAGGUGAACAAAAUAAAAUGAGCACAUUUUGUCAAUCAGUAAAAAUGGUGUAGAUUAUUAUACAAAAAAAUCAAAGAAACAUGAUACCCACAAACACAAAACAUACAAAUAUAUUUCCCAGAAUGUUAGCUCAAUAAUAAUGUUGAUUGACCAAAGUAAUUAGGAACGGAUUGUUAAUUUUCGUGUUAAAGAAUGGAAAAUAUAAAUUUGAUGACUAUUUGGGAUUAUUUUGAAAGAAUAGUUCCUGUUAUAUGUAUAAUAUGGAUACUUAAGAUACUUAUAUGUACCUAUAUAUACUUGUUUGUAAUAAUGAUUUAUGUGAUUAUGAAUAUGUGGUUCUACUGUUCUACUUAGAUUUUGAAAUUUGUUAAUGUUUGAUGAGAGGCUCUUCUACUUUUGUUGUACCUAAUAAUUAUAUUUUCGAAAGUU